AUGGAGACAGGGAUGCUAGCGCGCAAGCCAAUUGAAACACCUGUGGAGACAAACCACAGACUCGCGAACUCUUCGACAAAGAAAAUAAAAGAUGUAGGCAGAUAUCAACGUCUAGUAGGAAAGUUUAUCUAUCUGACUCAUACAAGGCCAGACAUUGCAUAUGUUGUAAGUGUUGUGAGUCAGUUCAUGCAGAAUCCAACAAAAGAUCAUAUGGAAGCUGUCUAUAGAAUUUUGCGAUACUUGAAAAGAGCUCCAGGAAAAGGGUUUUUGUUCUCACAGAAUGAGAAAACUAUCAUCAAAGGCUAUACAGAUGCAGAUUGGAUAGAAGAUCAAUUGACUAGAAAAUCAACAGCGGGAUGUCUCACUUUUGUCGAAGGCAAUCUUAUCACGUGGAGAAGCAAGAAGCAAAAGGUUGUCGCAAGGUCUAGUGCAGAAGCAGGAUUUCGAGGGAUGGCCAAUGGCCUGUCUGAGCUAUUAUGGAUUAAAUAUGUUCCGAAGGUUCUUGGAAUUGAAUACACAGGGCCUAUGAACUUGUUCUGUGACAACAAGGCCGCAAUUCAAUAG
Molecule: messenger RNA, 564 nt
Organism: Capsicum annuum
Lineage: Eukaryota; Viridiplantae; Streptophyta; Magnoliopsida; Solanales; Solanaceae
Product: secreted RxLR effector protein 161-like
Exons: 1
Coding region: 1-564 (187 amino acids)
Source: RefSeq, a predicted model, not a curated record